Messenger RNA from Acomys russatus (golden spiny mouse), 428 nucleotides. RefSeq names its product cytochrome c oxidase subunit 7C, mitochondrial. Gene Ontology annotation, biological process: mitochondrial electron transport, cytochrome c to oxygen. The record is from RefSeq and is a predicted model, not a curated record. NCBI's taxonomy places the organism in Eukaryota, Metazoa, Chordata, Mammalia, Rodentia, Muridae. The transcript has a single exon. Bases 89 to 280 code for a protein of 63 amino acids.
CAAGGUCGAGAAGAGAGGAGACUGAGGUGUUGCGGCCAUUUCUUCCGCCUACUUUUUCUGAGCUCCUGGCAGAGCUUACAGCAGCGCCAUGUUAGGCCAGAGUAUCCGGAGGUUCACCACCUCCGUGGUCCGUCGCAGCCACUAUGAGGAGGGUCCUGGGAAGAAUUUGCCAUUUUCUGUGGAAAACAAGUGGCGGUUACUGGCUAUGAUGACUGUGUUCUUCGGAUCUGGAUUUGCUGCUCCUUUCUUUAUAGUAAGGCACCAGCUACUUAAAAAAUAAGGAUAUUUAUUCCAACUCUUUAACAGGAUGAAGAAUGUUUAAGAGAUGAUCUGAAAACUGGAUUAAACUCUUGAACUCUUAAACUACAUGCAAUUGUAAAUAAACUAAUGAAAUAAAAAAAAAAAAAAAAAAAAAAAAAAAAAAAGAA